Exaiptasia diaphana is the source of this 597-nucleotide messenger RNA. RefSeq names its product putative tyrosinase-like protein tyr-3. The record is from RefSeq and is a predicted model, not a curated record. NCBI's taxonomy places the organism in Eukaryota, Metazoa, Cnidaria, Anthozoa, Actiniaria, Aiptasiidae. The coding region runs from base 1 to 372 and encodes 123 amino acids. The transcript has 3 exons.
AUGUGCAAAAGGUUGGCUAAUGAGGGGUACUGCUCGACAAAUAUCGACUGGAUGAAGAUAAACUGCAAUAGAAGCUGUAAUUCGUGUGCAUGUUCCGACAGUGAUCCUGAUCAAUGCCCAAUUUGGUCUGCUGAUGGGUUCUGCAAAACCAAUCCUGAUUACAUGCUCGUCAAGUGUAUUAAGAGUUGCAACGUAUGUGCUUGUCAUGACAACAAUGUGAGUUGCAACGCAUGGGCUGGCCAAGGUGAAUGUGAAAGUAAUCCUUUGUUUAUGUUAACAAAUUGCAAGAGAAGCUGUAAACAUUGCCCCGUACUUCCUGUGAUUGCCCUUAUGGGUAGAAAACCGGAAMACCUUUCAGUAACUUCCCAAUAGGGGAAAUAAGAGUGAGUAAUGCAGAUGUGGAAACAUUAUUAUGUGUAAACAUAUUAUAGACACAUCAAGCGAUCUCUUGGUGGAUAAUUUCUUUAAUUUUGCCAGUUCUCGGCUGGUAGACUACAGACUUUGAUAGCUAUCGGUUACUAUUUGAAUAUUCUUAGCAUUAAGUAUGCCAUUUUAUAAAAUUUCAAUGAUUAUUAGUUAUGAAGAAAAUGAGUGCCA